Molecule: messenger RNA, 1064 nt
Organism: Pseudomassariella vexata
Lineage: Eukaryota; Fungi; Ascomycota; Sordariomycetes; Amphisphaeriales; Pseudomassariaceae
Exons: 4
Coding region: 132-854 (240 amino acids)
Source: RefSeq, a predicted model, not a curated record
ACUUUCACAACAGCAUUACAACGACCUAUCCAUUAUGUGACCGUAUUGUGUCACCCAUGACCUCGACAUAACAAAGACAGCCCAUACUACCUGCGUCUCUCAAUUCUUCAUCAUAAGACUGUGUUGUCAACAUGGAUUCGUCGCGGAUCAUUCUCUUCGACUUGCCAAGCCGUCCUCCGAAUAAAUGCUGGUCGUUAAAUUCCUGGAAGUCUCGCCUGCUUCUCAACUUGAAGGGAAUCGACUACAAAACUGAAUGGCUCGAGUACCCAGAUAUCAAGCCGCGAUUCGUCGAGCACUUUCCUAAAGACACAGAAGCCUACACAAUUCCAACCGUGCUCCUCCCGGAUGGCAAAUACAUCAUGGACUCGCGCAAGAUCGCCAACCAUCUCGAAGCGGCCCACCCUUCGCCACCGCUUCAUCUCGACUCGCCAUACCUGACCAAGCUCGAGGCCAUCAUCCCGGGUCUCCGUGAUGCCCUCAAGGCAGUGUUCAUGUACCUCCUUCCCAAACGACUGCUCAAUGAAGCUAGUCUGCCAUACUGGUACGAGACGCGCUCGAAACAGCUCAGCAUGCCGGUCGACGAGUACCACGCGGAAGAAGGCGGCGAUAAGGCGUGGAAAAGAGCCAGGGAGAUUCUGCCCAAGGUUACGGAGAUGCUGAAGGAGAAUGAGGGCCCCUUUUUCUUGGGCAAGACUGCGAGCUAUGCGGAUUUGGUCUGGGCGGGCUAUCUGCUAUUCUGGCAGAGGCUCGGAGACGAUGUAUUCGCGGAGUUGCUGAAGGCUACUGGGGAUGCGAAGGUGCAUGAGGAUCUGUUGGAUGCUGUCAAGCCGUGGUCGGAGAGGGCUGACCACUGAGGCCAACAGGUUGACUCCAUCGUGGUCAGCAACAUUAAAUAGUCAAAUGAUGGUAGGAUGGCCGCAGUAUCUCAGAAGUCCAAAAACAAAAAUGGACCGAUGUUUUUUUGUCGUACAUCGACCCCUACCAUCCAACUUAAUAAGGACAUGACUUUGAUUUCUAUACUUAAGUAUGAGUCUUCAUUUAAUGGAAUAAUCAUUACCAAGCGC